AGGCAGCCGGCAACUGUACCCUGCCUUUUCCCCUCGACUCUCUUUCUCUCUCUCGCAGCAGCAGCAGCAGCCGCGUUGCCGUGUGCGCGUGUUGGUGGCUGGCUACCUCUCCAACUCACGCGCACACACACACAUCUCUUUUCCUCUCGGUGCGAUACGAAGCGAGAGCGAGAGAGAGAGAGAGAGGAGGCAAAGGCAAUAAAUGGAAGCUUAGGUGAGCGCAGGCUCCAUGGCGGCGUGGCAGGGCCUCUCUGUCGCCUCACCGUCUUAACUCGCGGCAGCGCAGCGAGCUGAGCUGAGCUGAUCCGGCCGCCGCGGAUUAACUCCUCCUGGCCGCGCGUGCUAGCUACUAGCUAGUGGUCUACACGAUCGAGAGAGAGGUUUCGGUUUCUUGAUCGGUUCUUGAUCUGCUGCUGCUGCUUCGUGGUCGUCGUCUUCUUCUUCUUCUUCUUCUUCUUCUUCUUCUUCCCUAGCCGGGGGUACGUACGGCCGCCUAUGGAUUUGGGCGCAUGGCGGGGUUCCCUCUAGGCGGAGGAAGCCACAGCCGAGACAACCCGGCGCCGCCCGUCCCGCCGGUGCACCCCGCCGACGCCGCCUCGUUCCUGUACGCCACGAGGGGCGGGAGCUUCCAGCUAUGGCAGCAGCAGGAGCAGCAGCCGUUCUACGCCUCCAACAUCAUCCGCUUCGCCGAUGACGCGCCCCCGGCGCCGUCGUUGGCGGGGGCGUCGUCCUCGUCCUCGUCGCGCGGGAUGCGGUCGAGCGGCGGCGGGGGCGGUGGCGGCGGCGGCGGCAUCAGCUGCCAGGACUGCGGCAACCAGGCCAAGAAGGACUGCACCCACAUGCGCUGCCGCACCUGCUGCAAGAGCCGGGGCUUCGCCUGCGCCACCCACGUCAAGUCCACCUGGGUCCCCGCCGCCAAGCGCCGCGAGCGCCAGCAGCAGCUCGCCGCGCUCGCCGCCUCCGCCGCCGCCACCGCCGGCGGCGCCGGCCCAUCUCGCGACCCCACCAAACGCCCCCGCGCGCGUCCCUCCGCCACCACCCCGACGACCUCCUCAGGAGAUCAGCAGAUGGUGACGGUGGCGGAGAGGUUCCCGCGGGAGGUGAGCUCGGAGGCGGUGUUCCGGUGCGUGCGGCUGGGGCCGGUCGACCAGGCCGAGGCGGAGGUCGCGUACCAGACGGCCGUCAGCAUCGGCGGCCACGUGUUCAAGGGCAUCCUGCACGACGUCGGCCCCGAAGCCCUGGCGGUCGCCGGCGGCGGCGGCGCCAGCGAGUACCACUUCCGCCUCACCGGCGACGGGUCCUCGCCGAGCACCGCCGCGGCCGGCGAGGCAGGCUCCGGCGGCGGCGGCAACAUCAUCGUGUCAUCGGCUGUGGUGAUGGACCCGUACCCGACGCCCGGGCCCUACGGCGCGUUCCCCGCCGGCACGCCAUUCUUCCACGGCCACCCGCGGCCGUGACCGGCGCCCACUCCGGUCGCCGGCCGGCCGUCCGGCCAACGUCGCCGCCAUGCUGUAACGCCACUACAAUCUCUCACUCGCUGCAACUGUCAAUUGCUUUGGUCGAUCUCGAUCUCUUGAGAAUUCUUAGCUUCUGAUCUCCCUUUGAUAUCUCGUUGCAUAAAUUGAUGUGUCUUCUUCUAGAGCCUAGCUUAGCUUAAAUUAGGCAGGCGAACCCUUUAGACUCUUGUUUGCUUCUCUUCUUGGGAGCCAUUUGAUAUGAGCAAUUAAUACACUCGUUUCCUAGCAAGAAUGAUUGGAAGCUUCCCAACAGUUAGGAGCUUGGGGGAAAGCACCCUCUCUCUUUAGCUUAAGCUUAGCUUGAUGAUUUCCACCGUGCACUGUUCAUCUUCUUCCAUCAUUCCUGCUGCUUGAUUGAAUUGAUACUAGUAAUUCUUGGUAUUGGUGUACUAUA
This is a messenger RNA of Oryza sativa Japonica Group (Japanese rice), 1911 nucleotides long. Its product is annotated as protein SHORT INTERNODES 1-like. Gene Ontology annotation, cellular component: nucleus. Lineage: Eukaryota; Viridiplantae; Streptophyta; Magnoliopsida; Poales; Poaceae. The record is from RefSeq and is a predicted model, not a curated record. Gene Ontology annotation, molecular function: DNA binding; DNA-binding transcription factor activity. Gene Ontology annotation, biological process: positive regulation of DNA-templated transcription.